AUGCCCUCAAGCGACAUCGCCGGCUGCCCCCCUCAGCCCAACCUCGACCACUCUAGAUGGUGGCGACACCGCUCCCUCGUCGUCCUCAAUGUUCUGCUCUACCUCUGCCCUCUCCUGACCACCUUCACCAUGGGCUUUGACGGUAGCAUGUUUGGGUCCCUCCAGGCCUCCGACUACUGGCAGGACUAUUUUCACCACCCAGCUGGGACUAUUCUCGCGACUCUUGGUGCGGCACCCAUUCUUGGUGGAUUCAUCGCCUUCCCCUUCGUUUACACUCUUUCGGACAAGAUGGGUCGGCGCUGGUCCAUGUUCAUUGGCUCGGCCUUUAUUGCAGUCGGUAGCGGUAUUCAAGCUGGGGCGCUCAACCGCGCCAUGUAUGGUCUUGGCCGUGGUCUAAUUGGCUUUGGACAGGCAUUCUGUGCUGUCUUCGAAGCCGCACACUAUGCCCUUGGAUCGAUUGUGGCUGCUUGGGUUGUAUUCGGCACCAUCCACAUCAACAGUAAUUCUGCUUGGCGCAUUCCUUCAGCUUUGCAGGCUCUCCCCGCUAUCAUUCAGUGCAGCUUUGCUUUCGUCUGCCCCGACUCGCCUCGUCACUUGUACUACAAGGGCCAUCACGCUGAGGCCAAGGCCAUGAUUAUCAAGUACCACUCCGACGGUCAGGACGACGAUCUCGCUCAGUGGGAGUACGACGAGAUUGCCGUUGCGCUUGACGCCGAGCAAGCCCUUCCCAAGGGUAUCUUCGCACCUCUCUUCAACGCACUCAAGAAGACUGGUUACCGCAAGCGUCUCUUCAUUAUUAUGUGGCUCGCCAUCUGCUCCCAAGCCUCUGGAAACAGUUUUAUCUCGUACUACCUCUCUCCCGUCCUCCGCUCGACCGGCAUUACUGGCCAGCUCCAACAGACAAUUAUCAAUGCCACAAGCCAGAUUCUCUCGUGGCUCUCAGCGAUGGCGUUUACUGUCCUCCCGGCCCGAGUUGGCAGGCGCACCCUCUUCCUUUCGUCACUGGCGCUUCUCCUCCUCGUUGUCAGUGGCAUCACGGCCGCUUCGGCCGUCCUCGGCUUCACUGGCAACCUCAACGUCUUCAUUUCUGAGAUCAACGAGUUCUACCUCCGCGCCGUCGGCAUCACCCUGUUCGGCCUCGGACAGCAGAUCAUCUCCCUCAUCUUCCAGUACGCCACGUCGGUGGGCCUCGAGCGCCUCGGCUGGAAGUACUUCUGCAUCUUCAUUCCUUGGAUCGCAGUCGAACUGGUUGUCGUCUACUUUGUCUUCCCCGAGACGAAGGGUCUUAGUCUGGAGGAGAUUGCCACAGUCUUUGAUGGCGAGGCCGCACCUCUCGCGCAUGGGCGCAUGGUUGAGGAUAAGAAACCCGAAUUCGAGCACAAGGAUACUGCAAUGGUAUGA
Molecule: messenger RNA, 1401 nt
Organism: Apiotrichum porosum
Lineage: Eukaryota; Fungi; Basidiomycota; Tremellomycetes; Trichosporonales; Trichosporonaceae
Exons: 6
Coding region: 1-1401 (466 amino acids)
Biological process (GO): transmembrane transport; carbohydrate transport
Cellular component (GO): membrane
Molecular function (GO): carbohydrate:proton symporter activity
Source: RefSeq, a predicted model, not a curated record